Molecule: messenger RNA, 2946 nt
Organism: Anopheles moucheti
Lineage: Eukaryota; Metazoa; Arthropoda; Insecta; Diptera; Culicidae
Exons: 11
Coding region: 1-2718 (905 amino acids)
Biological process (GO): proteolysis
Molecular function (GO): serine-type endopeptidase activity
Source: RefSeq, a predicted model, not a curated record
AUGCAGUUUAUCAGUCACACUUUCGUUGUGUUUAUAUUGCUCGUCAAUCGAUACAGCAAUGGAGAUCGCACGUUUAUGGCAUAUUUUGAAAAUGAAAUGCAAAAAAACCGCAUCGAGCUAGCGAUGAUGCCGAAUGUUCGCGAAUCGCUGGAUGAUUGUCACAUGAGAUACUAUAAACACAAUAUUCCAACGCAAAAGUAUUCCACUUUCGAUCGCCCUCGUUUGAAGUUCCGCGAAUUCCCCCAUCUAGCAUCGAUUGGGUGGACCGGAUCGGAUGGAACAGUGCAGUGGAAUUGCAUCGGAACGCUUGUGUGGGAGAACUUUAUCUUAACUACGGCUCGCUGUACUAGCAAUGAAAAUCUCGUGGCCCCCGAUGUGACGCGUAUGGGAAAUCCCAGCCAACAGGCAGCCGGUGAAGUGCAACAGAUAAAAAUCGCCGAAGUCAUACGUCACGCGGAGUACAGGGAGGGUGUUCGGCGCCAUGACAUUGCGCUGUUGCGCUUGGAGGCGAAGGUUGAGCUUGAUGCUACGGUUAUUCCGGCUUGUCUGUGGAACAAAGAAGAGAUGAACUUUCGUAUCAUGGAGGCGGUUAGAUGGGGUGCGUCCGGAUCUCCAACUGUUUCGAAAGUAAGCGUUCGUCCUGUUCCAGGCGAUUGUGAGCGAGCGGUGGAAAUGAGUUCGGCUCGUAGCAACGACACUGUGCAGAGUUCUGAUCUAUGCGUUGACAAUGUGGACGCGGAUUCAUGUUUGAGUAUUUCCGGCGGAUUUCUUCAAGUGUCGCUACACCACAAUUCUAAGAUGUCUCCAUUCGUCACUGCGAUCGGUUCGCCCUCCAGUGGUUCCUGCGCACAAUCGAAACCUUCUCUCUACACCAAAGUGUCCCCAUACGUCCAAUGGAUACGUUCAACCAUUGAGGCUAGCGGAGAAUCAGCAUGGGAGUGGAAGUUUAGAGAAGCUGAGUGUGCUCUUCGCAACGUGAACCUAAGACACUACGAACAGGAUGUUUUGAUUGGUGAAACGGACACCAACGUGUUGGUAACACCGGCCAGCAGAAACAUAGAGCCAAAAUACACACAUGCAAUGGCUGAAAUACACUUUGGAUACUUCAUGAGCCAACAGGAAUGUUACGGACUGAUCAUCGACCAGGACACCGUGCUGACGUUAGCUCAGUGCACCACAAAAUAUGGGAAACGAGCCAAGUACUUGAUGUACCUGGGCAACGAGCGUAACAGUGUUGUGAACCAUUACAACCAUCCGGGAUAUCGUGAGGGACAGCUGUACAAUGACAUUGGGUUGUUAAAGACAAAAAUGCAUUUCACGUUUUUUGGUUCCUUCGUACCGCACUGCAUUUGGCUUGGAGACGAACUUCCCGAUGACACGGUGGAGCUGUCCGGUAUUGGUAGGCGCGAUCUUAACCACUUCAGCCUGCACGAUCAGUCGGUGGAUGUGUUUGAACCUCAAACCACCCAGCUGAUAUCCAGUGCUAAUGUACUACCAUUCGACAACUGCUCCUAUCCGGAGGAGUUCUCGGUGAGCUUACAGCGAGGAUUAACUGAGGAGCAUUUAUGCUUCGGUAACGAACCGUACCUUGUGCCGGAAACAUGUGAUCAAGCACGCGGUGGUCCAAUCGGAGGAAAAGUGAACAAAUUCGACAAACAGUUCCAAUAUGCGCAGGCACUGCAUUUGUUUGGACGAGACUGUGGCUUUGGUUGGGCUGCAGUAGGGGUACGGCUCGCAUCCCAUGCUCACUGGCUAAAGUCGAUAUUGCUACCAGACUACAGCAAAGACAGUGGAUCACUACACUUCUUCAAUUCAGAUGUGGCAGAAAAUGACACCUGCCGACAUGUGGACGGUACGGAUGGAGUCUGCGUGGAUGUGGCAAGAUGUCCCAAGAUACGGUACGAAUUCUCCGUCAACCGAAGGGUGGUGUUUUGUACCUCUUCUAGUGUGGUUUGCUGUCCGUAUGAAAAUAUGUUGAAUGUAACGUCACCAGCUGGUCGGGAGUUGGAUGAAUGUGAAGAUCGCUACAAGAAGGAUCGUCCACGCACAAACGAACGAUUGCUGGAAACUGGACUCAUUGCUGACGAACAUCCACAUCUUGUCUCGAUCGGUUGGAAGAUGAACGGAGAUGGAAAAAUGCGUUGGGAUUGCAGGGGAACCAUCAUCACGCCGAGGGCCAUUCUGACGAGUGGGAAAUGUUUACAUCGGCAAACAAACUCCCCGUCUGCUGUUAGGCUAGGAAUGAAUGAUACAGCACCGAUAGUGGAUGUACAACGAACAAUCAUACAUCCAGCGUAUGAUCCAGUCACGGGCAAGAACGACAUAGCAGUGAUUAAAUUGAAGGAUUCAAUUGCACAAAGAUCUGCAACGAAAUUUCCCGCCUGUGUCUGGACCAAUCAAACUCACACACCUUUCCAAAUGAUUCAGCUGCUGAUCAACGAAACGGAAGACUCUUACGUUUUCCCUACGGCCAAGUACAACGCGGAUUGCGGUGAAUUAGUGGAAGGAAUAGCUUCGAGCCAGCUUUGUGUUGACGUGCAGCCUCCCAAUACGGUCGUUUCGGAAGGAGAUCCUAUGUUUUGGUCUGCAACGCUAGAGGACGGUACGCGCAUGCAGUAUUUGGUGGGAAUUAUGAGUCAUGCUGCAGGCAAUGACAAAUCGGUGAAUGUUCACAGUCGUGUAUCAUCAUACGUUGAAUGGAUUAAGAGUGUUUUAUAGAUGAUCUAGUGGUGCGAGCGGUACAGACAACAUUGAUAUUCAAUAAAAUAGGAAGAUGAAACCUGAAUCAAACACUAACAAACCUAGAAAGCGGAAAGCUGGUUCACGUUAUGUAAAGCGAUGAUGAUCCUCUUCGCUACAAAACCAGAUGUCCAUUACAAAACCUUAAUCAGCUAGCGUGUUGGAAUGUGUACAGAUAGCUUGUUAUGAAAAUAAAACCGGUUAUCG